UUUUGACCGGAAGUGGCUCUGAGUGGCGCCGAGCUUGACUUCCCUGAAGGAGCGAGAGGGAGAGCCGAACAGGUUUGCUCGGCAGACUGACGCGGCGUCGGGCAGACGGAGGACUGGAGCGGACCCGUUCCUGCGGGGGAGUACGGCUCGGCUUUUUUUUUUCUUUCUUUUUUUUUUAGGGGUGGGGGGGGGGUGUUUGUUCGUUGUGGAUUUUUCAACCGGAGGGAAGCCGAAGAUUUUUGUCAUUCAAAAUCGGGGGAACGUUGUUUUUAACUCACACUCUGGCAUCACCGGGGAAGCCGGAAGGAGGAAAAAAAAAAAAAGGAGCUGCGGGUUUUAGCCUGGAAGAAGCUGCGUUCAGACCCGCAAAAGAAACGCCAACAAAGAGAGCGUUCAAGGAAGUAGGCUGCUGCUCCGCGAGGGGACGGGGAGCUAGUUGAGUAACCGACCGAAAGUCCUCCACCAUGGCUCACCACAGACUCCUCCGCGCGGGGCUGACUUUACUGCUGUCCGUUCUGUUUCUGAACGCGGGGCUCCUCCGAGUCGACGGGCAGUACGGCGGCGGGGACCGGGGCAUGUCGAUACCGGAGCACGGAUUCUGCCAGCCCAUCUCCAUUCCGCUGUGCACUGACAUCGCGUACAACGAGACCAUCAUGCCGAACCUGCUCGGCCACACCAACCAGGAGGACGCGGGGCUGGAGGUGCACCAGUUCUACCCGCUGGUCAAGGUCCAGUGCUCCCCGGAUUUAAAGUUCUUCCUGUGCUCCAUGUACGCGCCCGUGUGCACGGUGCUGGAGCAGGCGCUGCCCCCGUGUCGCUCUCUGUGCGAGCGCGCACGGCAGGGCUGCGAGGCGCUCAUGAACAAGUUCGGCUUCCAGUGGCCCGACAGCCUCGCGUGCGAGACCUUUCCGGUCCACGGCGCCGGGGAGCUGUGCGUGGGGCAAAACAUGUCGGACCGUGCCGAACCGGACGUCCCCAGUCCCGGACAGGACCCGACCGUGCGCACGGACCACUUGAACGGUCAGUUCCGGUGCCCACCGUCGCUCGUCGUGCCCCCGUACCUGAACUACCGCUUCCUCGGGCUGGAGGACUGCGGCGCUCCCUGCGAGCCCAAGAGGUCUCACGGGAUGAUGUACUUCAACGAGGAGGAGCUGAAAUUCGCUCGGAUUUGGAUCGGCAUCUGGUCGGUGCUGUGCUGCGCGUCCACGUUGUUCACCGUGCUGACCUACCUGGUGGACAUGAAGCGCUUCAGCUACCCGGAGCGGCCCAUCGUCUUCCUCUCCGGCUGCUACACCAUGGUGUCCAUCGCCUACAUCGCUGGGUUCCUGCUGGAGGACAAGGUGGUCUGCAAUGACCGGUUCGACAACGACAUGAGGACGGUGGUGCAGGGCACGAAGAAGGAGGGCUGCACCAUCCUCUUCAUGAUGCUGUACUUCUUCAGCAUGGCCAGCUCCAUCUGGUGGGUCAUCCUGGCCCUCACCUGGUUCCUGGCGGCGGGGAUGAAGUGGGGCCACGAGGCCAUCGAGGCGAACUCUCAGUACUUCCACCUGGCGGCCUGGGCCGUGCCCGCCAUCAAGACCAUCACCAUCCUGGCCGUGGGGCAGGUGGACGGAGACGUGCUGAGCGGGGUCUGCUUCGUGGGCAUCAACAGCGUGGACGCGCUCCGGGGCUUCGUCCUGGCGCCGCUGUUCGUCUACCUGUUCAUCGGAACCUCCUUCCUGCUGGCGGGCUUUGUGUCCCUGUUUCGCAUCCGCACCAUCAUGAAGCACGACGGCACCAAGACGGAGAAGCUGGAGAAGCUGAUGGUGCGGAUCGGCAUCUUCAGCGUGCUGUACACCGUGCCGGCCACCAUCGUCAUCGCCUGCAACUUCUACGAGCAGGCCUUCCGGGAGCAGUGGGAGAAGACGUGGAUCGUCCAGACGUGCAAGACGUACGCCGUGCCGUGCCCGGUCCAGAGCCACCCCAACAUGAGUCCCGACUUCACCGUCUUCAUGAUAAAGUACCUCAUGACGCUGAUCGUGGGCAUCACCUCCGGCUUCUGGAUCUGGUCCGGGAAGACCCUCAACUCGUGGCGGAGGUUUUACACGAGACUGGCCAACAGUAAACAGGGCGAGACCACGGUGUGAUGUGGUCUGACCUCUUACCCCCCCCCCCCCCCCCCCCCCCCCCCCCAUGCAGACUGCUCGGUGACAAACUGAAUGAUAAUCCUCUGCAUUAUUUUCUUGUGAUUUUUAUCGGACUUACAGAAGAGACUUGGUAUGUUGUUUUUUUUAAUGUACAUAUACAUUUGUGAGAUUUUUGUAAGUAUAUAUUUGUAUUUAAAGAAAAACAUUUUUUUUGUAAUUCUUUCUUCCCCCUUUUUUUUUGUUGUAAAAACACCUUUUUUCAUACUUUGGACAUAAUGGAAUUGUACUCACAAAGAGCCAGCUGACCAUGAAUGGUCCCGUGACCUGACUCACUGUGGACACCGCUGGGAGUAUUUCACAUGGAGCGAGGGGGUCUUUGAUCAGAGCGCCGG
Molecule: messenger RNA, 2518 nt
Organism: Cyclopterus lumpus (lumpfish)
Lineage: Eukaryota; Metazoa; Chordata; Actinopteri; Perciformes; Cyclopteridae
Gene: fzd1
Product: frizzled class receptor 1
Exons: 1
Coding region: 465-2126 (553 amino acids)
Biological process (GO): non-canonical Wnt signaling pathway; canonical Wnt signaling pathway
Cellular component (GO): plasma membrane
Molecular function (GO): Wnt receptor activity; Wnt-protein binding
Source: RefSeq, a predicted model, not a curated record